Messenger RNA from Schistocerca gregaria, 1122 nucleotides. RefSeq lists its product as uncharacterized. Bases 1 to 1122 code for a protein of 373 amino acids. The transcript has 6 exons. The record is from RefSeq and is a predicted model, not a curated record. NCBI's taxonomy places the organism in Eukaryota, Metazoa, Arthropoda, Insecta, Orthoptera, Acrididae.
AUGGAGGAUAUGUUAGAAGCACAUUUCCAGUCUAUUCAGUCCAGAGCUUUGCUGCUGAUGUCUAAAUUGGCACCACAUAAUUGCUUGUGGCAAGAGGCAUAUUCAGGCCUGCUGGAUCACAUAGUUCUUCAGAGAUUGCUUGCUAUGGCAUUAUAUAUAGCACCUGAAUCAGUCAAAACACAAGUUCUCUCACUUGUUCAUAAUACCUACUUUCCUGAAAAAAGUCUGAGCACUCUCUCAAGAUCACUGUUUGAUCUUGAACCAAUGUUGCUACAGCCACAAAACGCUGAGCUAAGGCCUACCAGUUCCUUCAGGAGGCAACAAGACAUGAUUUUCCUUUUCACUCCAGCUCAGGAACAGCAUCUUAAUGACAUUGUAUCGAGGCUUGAAGAGGCACUCAAAAAUGGUCAGAUUGCUAAUGUCGAAGCAGCUGAUGCAGUGGACAUUUAUCAGUGGAAGCUGGCAGCAUUAAGAAGCUCUGAACGCAUGCUCUGUGCCAGCAUGGAAACUGCAGGGGACCACAUUACAAAGAUACAACAAAAACUAGCUAGAGCUACAGCAAGAGCAAAGCAGAAUAAGAAACUAUUAUCCAGUGCACAGCAAGAGUUGCAAUCUCUGCAUGCAGAAUGUGCAAAUACCAACAAGAAAUUGAAUGAGGCACAGUCACAGAGGCACAGUCUUGAACAUGAAUUGACGAAGGAAAAACAAUGUAAAGAAGAACUUAUUGAAGCAAUGAGAAAUAAGGAUCAUGACCUGCAGUCUGCAGAAUUACACAUAGGUGCUCUCUUGCAAAAACUGGAUUUGGUAUGCACACAACUUGAUCAAAGGGAAGCAGAACUUAAAUCAUCACAAGAUAAUUUGCAUGCUGUGAACAAUGAUUUUGUAACCUUAAGCAAACAGCUAGAAGAAAAAAGUAAAGAAAAUGACAUAUUGCAGAAGCAAAAUGAACAGCUUUGUGCUAAGAAUUCCAACUCUCUGAGCCUUGUAUCUAGACCUAGUGAUGUGCUGAUGGACACCAAAUCCCUGGCACCAGAAGUACACACUGCUGGGGCCGGUCUGUAUUGGGGAAGCAACUGGGGGCAAAACUUCGCUCUGUAUAGAGUAAUCAAUUUGUGCAUCUAG